Molecule: messenger RNA, 1846 nt
Organism: Onychomys torridus (southern grasshopper mouse)
Lineage: Eukaryota; Metazoa; Chordata; Mammalia; Rodentia; Cricetidae
Gene: Cmpk1
Product: cytidine/uridine monophosphate kinase 1
Exons: 6
Coding region: 114-797 (227 amino acids)
Biological process (GO): UDP biosynthetic process; 'de novo' pyrimidine nucleobase biosynthetic process; CDP biosynthetic process
Cellular component (GO): cytoplasm; nucleus
Molecular function (GO): ATP binding; UMP kinase activity
Source: RefSeq, a predicted model, not a curated record
CUUCCGGUCGCGGUGGCCCGCAGCUGGCGGCGGGGCCCGGCGCCCGCUCAGCCCGCCCCCUCUCGGCCGCCCCGCCCGCCCCGCCGCGCCGGCCGCUGUCAGACGCGCGGUGUAUGCUGAGCAGCUGUCGUCGCCGGCUGCUGCACGUCCAGGUCUCGAGCUCCCCGCUGCUGACCCGUGGACUGUGGCUCUGUCCUAGCAGCCUCAUGAAGCCGUUGGUCGUGUUCGUUUUGGGCGGGCCCGGUGCGGGCAAGGGGACCCAGUGCGCGCGCAUUGUCGAGAAAUAUGGCUACACACACCUUUCUGCUGGAGAGCUUCUUCGUGAUGAAAGGAAAAAUCCAGAUUCACAGUAUGGUGAACUUAUUGAAAAGUACAUUAAAGAAGGAAAGAUUGUGCCAGUUGAGAUAACCAUCAGUUUAUUAAAGAGGGAAAUGGACCAAACAAUGGCUGCCAAUGCUCAGAAGAAUAAAUUCUUGAUUGAUGGAUUUCCAAGAAAUCAAGAUAACCUUCAAGGUUGGAACAAGACCAUGGAUGGGAAGGCAGAUGUAUCUUUUGUUCUGUUUUUUGACUGUAAUAAUGAGAUCUGUAUUGAACGGUGUCUUGAAAGGGGAAAAAGCAGCGGUAGGAGCGAUGACAACAGAGACAGCUUGGAAAAGAGAAUUCAGACUUAUCUUCAGUCAACGAAACCAAUUAUUGACUUAUAUGAAGAAAUGGGGAAAGUCAAGAAGAUAGAUGCUUCUAAGUCUGUUGAUGAAGUUUUUGGUGAAGUUGUGAAGAUUUUUGACAAAGAAGGCUAACUAACCCUGAAAAAACAUCUUUGAAAUCAUGCUUGAAUAUUGCUUUGAUAGCUGCUAUCACAGCCCCCUUUUAAGGCAAUUUUAAUCUUUCAAAAUUACAUCUCAAUUAAUGUCUAGAAAUAUAUAGUAAGACAAAUUAUGUGUUAUUUUUAAUUUGUGGUCACAGUACACAGUGAAUUCAGGUUUAAUCAUCUUAGGUAUUAUGGUGCUCACAAAAUGAAGAAGGGUAUCAACUAGUUCUUGUUUGUAUUAAAAGACUACCCCUUUUAUGUUUGUGCCUUCUGUGAGCAAAAUUUUUUAGUAUGCAUGUAUAUCCAUUUUGUAAUUGUAAUGUGUUAGGAUUUGGAAAUUCUACUUCCUUUUGCUGCACAUUUAAGAUUUCCAACCUGUUAAGUGAAUCUGUGGACCAAAUUUAAAGGAACUUUAUGUAUAGUCAGUUCUUGCACAAGGUGUUUAGUAAAACUCAUAAAAUGGAUUCCUAGCAAUGCUCUAGUAUUUAUCAAAUGACUGACCAUUUUCUGUGGAAAGUUAAAAUUUAGGCAUUGAUUUAUUACAGCUUGUGCAAAGUUGUGUGACAGGGCAGUCUUUGCUUUCAAGGUUUGGGUCAGGGACAGGGGCUUCAGAGGCUGAUAGGAUUGUCAGCCCUCUUCUGACAUAAACUGUGGGGCAAGGGUCUACUGACUUGUGUUCCUAUGCUCUGUGACAUAGGACUAGCCAUCAUUAAACUGAUGUUAACACAGUUCCUAGGCCCUCAACACACAUGUGCUAGUUUAUGUUAAUGUGGUUCAGUUCUUGUUUUAGUAACACUUCAGGGUUUUUGUUUUGUUUCUUAGACUAAAUGUGGAGUCAGAAUAAAUUAGAAAAAACAAUCUAAUGGUUAAAAUUCCCAUUUGUAUUUUAUUUUCUGGAAUACAUUUUUUCAUGGUUACUUGUUUUAAAAAGAUUUUAAAAAUCAUUGCACUUUGGUCAGAAAAAUAAUAAAUAUAUCUUAUAAAUGUUUGAUUCCCUUCCUGCCUGCUUUGUUCAAUAAAGUCUGAGAGUCCAAAUGA